Branchiostoma belcheri (Belcher's lancelet) is the source of this 1386-nucleotide messenger RNA. Its product is annotated as short-chain collagen C4-like. The transcript has a single exon. The record is from RefSeq and is a predicted model, not a curated record. NCBI's taxonomy places the organism in Eukaryota, Metazoa, Chordata, Leptocardii, Amphioxiformes, Branchiostomatidae. The coding region runs from base 16 to 882 and encodes 288 amino acids.
ACACUUUACAGCAGGAUGGACGGUCAAGCUACGAUUCUCUUCGCUACGCUUUGUGCUCUGGUUUUGCUCUCUGCCUCCGUUGCGGCAGACUCAGCAGGCGAAGAAGGCUCUUGUCCAAGGCAGAUGGCAAACAGCAACGUGAACAACAUCACCGUGCUGGCUCCACCGGGACCGAAGGGAGACACGGGACCGCCGGGCCCGAGGGGCGUUCGCGGGGAGAAGGGAGAGGGCGGCCGCCCCGGGAAGCUCGGACCGCCAGGCUUGGAGGGCGAGAAGGGUGAGAGAGGAGCGAAGGGAAAGAAAGGGGUCCAAGGUGUAGAAGGCUUUACCGGAGGAGCUGUUUAUAUCCGGUGGGGGAGGACGUCGUGUGACGAGGGUAUGGGCACCGUAACUAUGUACUCUGGACGCGCUGGCGGAGCGUUCUAUAACAAUAAAGGCGGUGGGAGCAACUACCAGUGCCUCCCUUUGGACCCAGAAUGGGGCCGGUACGAAGAUGGAAAUCAGGGAUGGAGGUCCUCUAUGUAUGGCGCGGAGUACGAACUCGACACAAACGUACCGUACAACAAGGCAAGCCUUCACGACCAAGAUGUGCCGUGCUCGGUUUGCUACAGCCUCUCCCGCCGCGCGCAGCUGAUGAUCCCGGCCCGCAAGACCUGCCCGGAAGGCUGGACCCGGGAGUACGGAGGCUACCUGAUGGCUGAUCACUACAACCAUCACCGCACGGAGUUCGUGUGCAUGGACGGGGAGCCCGAGGUACUGCCAGGCGGGGAAGGGAACGACAACGGUGCGCUGUUUUACCCCGUGGAGGCCCGCUGUGGCUCGCUGCCGUGUCCGCCAUACGUGGAGGGAAGAGAGCUGACCUGUGUCGUGUGCACAAAAUAGUCAGGUAACAGUGACGUAAUAUAGCAUCCGUUCUGCAGCUCGGUGAAAGACAAAAGCGAAUUUUGUGAUAUUCCAAACUGUUGACUCACUUCUGGGUGAAGAUGAUAGCAUUUGCCCCACAAUUACAAAAUCAAUAUGCAAAAAUAGUAUUGCCUUCAUUGCAAUCUUUGCCUGUACGUUCCGAAUGACUAGCCGCCAUGAUGGAUCCACCCAGCCCACCAACAUGGCGGUGACAAAAGAUAUUCAUUGUUAUACCGUGAAAGUAAAUACAAAUACAUUGUACUAAAACGUCAAGUUACAUAGAAUCCUUAGUUAGAUCUCUACGUAAAAAAAAAACGCUGUAAUGGUUAUAACCUUGCCUUGAAUUUGUCACUGUUAUGGUUCUAUUUACUGUAGUUCAAAAACAAACAUAGCUCAAAGACCCCUUGAAGGUUACUUAAACCUAGAACAGAAUUGACAUUAAUGAGAGACAAUGAAAUGAGUUACCUUUAGUAGUUUUAAAUA